Molecule: messenger RNA, 4851 nt
Organism: Brugia malayi
Lineage: Eukaryota; Metazoa; Nematoda; Chromadorea; Rhabditida; Onchocercidae
Gene: Bma-ccep-290
Exons: 25
Coding region: 1-4851 (1616 amino acids)
Source: RefSeq, a predicted model, not a curated record
AUGGCACCAUUAAAUGUGAAUGAAUUGGGAGAAUUAUUUGAAGAAGGUAGUGAUCAUCCUGAAAUAGUAAAUCGAUGGUAUGAACAAUUAUCAAAGUGUGACCUGGAAGAUAUCGAAAUAUCGGAAUCAGUUAAGCCACUUAUAAAAGCAAUGCAGUGGAUCAUGCAGUAUGAGCAUGCAAAUGCGGAAGAGUUAAAAGAGCUGGCGGUAAAGGAAGCUGCGGAAAUGGUGGAAAAACAAGAAAACUGGGAGGAAGAGAAGGAAAAUAUGAAUCUUGAACUCAAUUUUUUACGUGAACGCAUCACUGCUACAACAAACAGCACCGAUCUCAGUGAAACAUUUCGAACACGAAUUAAUAGUUUAACGGAAGAAAAUGUUUAUUUAAAAGAAAGAAAUAAAGAACGUGAUCGUGAAUUGGCCGAACAAAGUGACAAAGCUGAGAAAUUAAAUUGUCGCAUUGAACAACUCGAGAAUGAACGUGCUAAACUUAUUCAACAGCAAAUGUUUUUGGAUGAUUCUGUUCGUGAAUUAAGUAGACGGCUUGAAAAUAAAUUAGAAGGAUCUGCGACUAAUGAAGCUGAAGCGUUGAAAUUGCGACAACGAAGCCAACAAGCUGCGUUACUUUCCAAGCAAGUUCAGGAAGUUGCGCAACAAAAUGAUGAACUUCGGGCGGAAAUUGAACAACUGUCAACAGCGCUUGCCUCAGCAACAACAUUUAUCGAGGAUACGGCUCAUAAUUAUCAGUCAUUAUAUGAGCAAUUGUUGGAAAGUGACAAAAUUAUCGAGCGUUUAACAAAUGAUAAUGAAUUACUGGGCAAGAAGCUUGAAAAUGAAAAAACGACAACUGGAAAGUUGGAGAAUGUUGAUGAAAACUCAUUUCAACAUUAUAAGGAAUUGCUACAGGAUAAAGAUGAGCAAAUUGAAGCGUUACAAUUGAAGUUUGAAACUUUGCAAGUUGAGUUACAAGAGUUGCAAGCUCAGAAUGUAUUAGAGAGUAAUAUGAAAGGUGACAAAGAAAUGGAAAAAUUACGAGCGGAACUUCUCGAUGCUACCAAAAUAGCUCGACAAUUUUUUAGUGGUACUGUAACGAAUAAUAAAGUUAAUACACCAAUUGCGCAAAUGCAAUGUAAAAUUACAGCGCUCAACGAGAUUGUUGACAACUUACAUACUGAAAUUAAACAACGUGAAAUGGAGAAUAAUGAACUUAUACGUAAUAUAGAAAUGAAAGAUUCUGAAAAUCAGAAGAUUAACGCUGAAUUGAAACGACUUCGAGGGGAAAUAUUUGGUAGUGCAGAAAGUGAAAUUAAUCGCUUAGAGAAGCAAAUUAACUUUCGAGAACAGCAAAUUGAAAAAUUGACGGCUAAAUGUUCAUUGUUACAAAUUGAAUUGAGCACUGCUUUUAAUACAUCUGAAGACAAACUGGAAGAUUCCGUUUCUGCAACAAAUUCCGUAGAGAAAUUGUUGGUAGAAGAAUUCGAAAAGGGAGAUGAUAGAAGUAGUAGUGAAGUGGAAAAAUGCACUGACGAUAGCGCUAACAUUUUACAUGAAAUGAAAGAAAAUGAUGUGGAAUGCAAGCCAAAUUCAGAAAAUUUAUUAAAAAUCCAUAAAAGACUUAUAAAAUCCGGAAGAAAGAAAAAGGAAUAUGAAGGAAGCUUAGAAAGUUUGGAAGCUAGUGCAAUGAUCAUUUCAUCACUCAAUCAUGAAUUAAUGCUACUUAUGCAGGAAUUAGACGAGAAAGAUCGUCAAUUGCAAUGCAUGGAGAAAAGCAUGCAGCAUGCAGCAAGCAGCAUUGAUGAACUAAAAGUGAACUAUUUCAAUUUGCAAAAAGAAGUAUCCGUGAAUGAUACGACAUAUCAUAAUAAAACCAUCGAUGAGUUACGUCAACAAAUGGAAUGUUAUGAGAUCAAAAUUGAGGAAUAUCAGAAAUUAGCCAAUUCGAUACACUUAAAUGGAAAUGAGAUGCAAGAAAAAGUGGAAGAGAUGAAUAGACAAGUGAUUGCAGAACGACUACGAAAUCUUCAACUCAUACGAAAACUAGAAAUUGUUGAACGUAAUCGAAACAAUGAAAAUGUUGAAUAUAGAAAAAUUGAAAAGAACUAUCAGGAACAGCGUUUAUUACACCUCAAACAACUCAAAACUGCUAAUUAUGAAUCAGACUUGGCAUCAAUUGAGAUAGCACGUCUUCAGACACUUUUACUACGUUCUGUACCUAAAUAUGAUUAUGAUAAAUUAUUGGCACAGCAUAAACAAGUGUUAACUUCUGAUGACAAUUAUAAAUCGAUAGAUGAUAACUUCAAAAAUGAUCAAAAGGACAAAGAUUAUAUCGUUGCAAAUCUUUUAGAGAUGAAUGAUGAGACAAAAAGUGCCGAAAUUAUGGCGGAAAAUGUUCAUUUGAAAGAAAUGGUAAAUGUGCUAAGAAGUCAAAAUGAAUAUUGGCAAAUUGAAGUAGAGAAAAUUCGAGAGCAAAAUACCGAAAUGACACAUUUUCUGGAAGAUGUUGAAAGUGAAUCACAGAUGAAAAGUUUAUUGGUUGCUUUAGAACGACGUUUCUUAAAAGCGCUCUCGGAUCGAGCACAAUUUUCACAGAAUCAAAAAUUGACCGAUCAUCAAUUUCUAGAUCAGCAAAAUGAAUUUGCUAGGAAAAAACGAAGUUGGGCAAAUGAGAAGAAAAAAUUAAUCCAAAUGAUCAGAUCAUUGCAGUCACUCUUCCAGAUUAAAAGAGAAAAGGAAGAAUUAGAUUUGCAAUUACGACAUGCCGAAGCAUUACGAAAAAGUUAUGAAUUAUUGCAAGAGAACGAUUAUAAUGUGAUCAAACUGAGGAAAAAUUUACAAGCAAGCCAUUUAAAUAUGCUAAAUGCAAAGAAGCAACUUGAAAAUGCUGAAUUACAGAUACAAAGAAAAGAUGAACAAAUUCAAAAAUUGGAAGAAACAGUAAAUAGUUUACAAAAAGAAAUUGAAGAUUUAUUUGCAACAACUUUCAAAAUAUCAGAUUAUGACGAUGGAAAUGAAAGAACUAAUAAAUCUGCUACUGAUGAAUUUUACUCAAAUGUAGAAAAGGAAGAAGCAAAGAUUGAAUUGAAAUCAAAUGAUUUUGAGGAUAUUAGUAAUGAAAGAGAAAAGUUGAAGAUGGAAGAAUGGAAAAAUAUUGAAACAGCAACAGAAACUACUAACAGAGAAUCAGAUGUCAAAUAUCAUGCGACAAUUGAAUUGCAUGAAACAGAUGCUACGCAAAAAACUAUGCAUAUUCAUUCGGAGGAAUAUAUGAAAAAAUUGAAUUACAUUAGUGAAACAGCAAAAUUGUGCAUUGCAAAUUAUAAGGAACGAUUGAAGUAUAAAGAUGAAGUUAUUGAAAAAUACAAAUCAUUGUUAAAAAUUGUAUCGGAUGAACGAAAUGUGCAUGAAAUCACUGAUAAUUCAUCGCCAAUUGCAAAACAAAAAUUGCGAACAUCAAGCGAAAUUUUAUCACAAAAUUAUAAUACUGAUAUUGAAGCAAAAGACAUGGAAAUAGUUAAAUUACGAAAUGAAAUUGAACAAUUCAUUAAGGCAAAUCGAAAACUUACAAGAGAUCUUCACUCUCAAAAUCAAACUAAGGAUUGUGCUGAAAUUAGUACGCAAACUGAUUUGCUAGUGAUCAGCGAUAGUGAUAAUGAUGAUAACGAUGAGAUCACAAAUGGAAGUAUUUUGAAUGAAGAGAAUAACUUAUCCAAUAGGAUAGACAAAUCAAGACAAAGUAUUAGUAAUCAAGAAUCAUCAACAGUUACACAGUUACAUACAUCAUCAUUAGCACAGUCGAUUAUGCAUACUGCGCCAAUUGAAGUGACAGAAACGCAAAAUAAUGAUGUCGUAAUGGAAGCAUUACGAAAAGAAGAAUCAAAAAUAAUGAUAAUGCGUAUGGAAAUUAGAGAUUUAAAACAACGUAAUGCUGCAUUGCAUAUUAGAAAUAAGGAACUGGAAAAAGCAUAUGAAAGUAUUCGAACUGAGGCAUUAUCUGAAAUCAAGUAUAGCUACACAUCCAGUAUUAAUUUGGAAUCGGAUGCUAUUGUUAUGAGACUUCAGCAAGAACUUUCGGAUCUUAAAAUAGAAGCUAGAAAUCAAAAAAAAUUGAGCCAGGAACAAAAAGAAAUCAUUGAUCGAUUACAGAAAAAUCAAUCCAUUAAAAAUCCACAGGAAGAGGUAUCAAAAUGGCAUGAGAAGAAAGCACGUGAAAGUAACGUUAAUUUGCUUCGGAAAAAAUUGAAAGAAACGCAACAACGUGAACAGGAAGCAUGUGAGAAGUUAAAAAAACGUGAUGAACAAAUUAUGCAAUUGCAUAAAUCAGAAAAUAUUCGAAAUACCGAACUGAAAAGACUACAAGAAAUGAUAAGAAAAUUGAAGAAUGAAAAGGAAAUGAGCAAUUUACAAAUGAAAAUGAUGAAUGAUCGGUUAAAGACGUCAGAAGAGACAAAUAUAUAUUUGAAUCAAAAAAUUGUUCAAAUGAAAAAGGAAAGCAAUGAAUUAUUGGUAAGUAUUAGCGAGAGAGAAAAAAAAUCAAAAGACAUAAAAGCAAAGGAUAAAACCACUGAAAUAAGUAAAGAUGUAAUAAGGAAUAUACCUGAUGAAGAGUUACGUAAAUUAAAAGAAAAAGCUGAACAGUUUGACAAUUUAAUGGAACAAUUAAUCAAACUGGAAACAGAAAUUGAGCAAAAACGUGAAGAGAUUCGAUUACUUACUGAUAAAUUAAAUGAGCGAAAAUAUGAUUGUGGUGCAGUUGCUGUCUUACGCGAUAAGCUUAUGGCUAAAGAAAAAGUUAUCGAACAACAACAGCAGCGAAUCGAAGAAUUAGAACGAGAAAAAUGGCAAAAUCUGCUGUAG